This is a messenger RNA of Nomascus leucogenys (northern white-cheeked gibbon), 822 nucleotides long. RefSeq names its product putative speedy protein E7. The transcript has 5 exons. The record is from RefSeq and is a predicted model, not a curated record. Gene Ontology annotation, molecular function: protein kinase binding. NCBI's taxonomy places the organism in Eukaryota, Metazoa, Chordata, Mammalia, Primates, Hylobatidae. Gene Ontology annotation, biological process: positive regulation of cyclin-dependent protein serine/threonine kinase activity. The annotation marks the transcript as partial.
ACUCUUCGGGAUCCUACCAGUGCCCACGAGAAGGCCACGGACAGAACAGAGACUAGUUUCCGUGAGAGGGGACAGAUUAUGGGAAACAUCAUGACCUGCUGUCUACCGCACCCCCAGGAUGAGCAGAGCCCCCAGCGGAGCACCUCGGGGUACCCCCUCCAGGAGGUGGUGGAUGAUAAAGUGUCGGGACCAUCAGCCCCUGGGGUAGAUCACAGCCCCCCAGGUAGGUCCUUUUGCCAGAAAAGGAAGAAGGAGUGGUCGGACGAAUCUGAGGAGUCGUCGGAGGAGCCACAGAAGGAGCUCAAGCGACAGCGAGUGUUGCUCGUGCUCCCUGAGCACCACGAGGCCUUCAACAGGCUGCUUGAGGAUCCUGUCAUUAAAAGAUUCCUUGCUUGGGACAAAGAUCUGAGGGUGUCAGACAAGUACCUCCUGGCUAUGGUCAUAGCGUAUUUUAGGCGGGCCGGCCUCCUCUCCUGGCAAUACCAACGCAUUCAUUUCUUCCUGGCUCUCUACCUGGCCAAUGACAUGGAGGAGGACGACGAGGCCCCCAAACAAAACAUCUUCUACUUCCUGUAUGGGAAUACCCGCUCUCACAUACCCUUGUUCCAUAAGCGUCAGUUCCAGUUACGCCGUUCCACGAACUGGAGGGCCAGGGAGAUCCGCUCUCAGAUAGCCUUGUUCCACAAGCUUCGGUUCCAGUUCUUCUGUUCCAUGCGCUGCAGGGCUUGGGUUUCCCCGGAGGAGUUGGAAGAGGUGGGUGGGGCCUUGGGAGGUGGAGGAGGUGGGGAGGAAUCGGGUGCGCUGGAGGCUGGACGAGGGGAG